GUCAGUCGGUGAUCUCGAGGAAACAGCGGGUUUGUUCUCGGUCAUACUAAAACAUGUGGAUGAACAGACCGGCUCCGGCCGCGUGCAGCACACGUCAGCUCAAAGUGAGGGGCGCGAGCAGAAAGAGCCUCUCGUGAGGAAGGAAGAUGUCUCUCGCGCGGCUCUCCAUCGCCAUCGCUCUCGGCUUGGUGUGGUAUUUCUCCUCAGACUGCGGGCGCACAGUCGCACAGUACUUUCUAUGUCUCCUCUUCUGUCUUUCCACUCCGCUGUUAUUCGUUAACAGUGGACGAGAGAGCAGCACUCAAACUGACGAGGAGACGGAGGAAAGCCCCCUCCAGGAAACAGUAGAGGAAGAGUUGCCCUAUGACUUUAAAGAUGGAGAAAGCAGCCAGCAGGCAGAACCACUGGAGUCUCAGUAUCCACAUGUAAAGACGUCUCUACGGCAAGUGUUUGAAUGCGCCUACGCCCAGCUGGUCCUGCCUUGGUACCAUGUUCCCGAGCCGCGCGAGCACCAGCCUCUGCACCAGGUGCUCAGCAGGGAGUUCGACUUCGUAAUCGACCGCAUCAUUGACAGAGCCAAAGACUUUGAUGUUCGCCAGGCGGUCGUGGGCUCUGUUCGUAUUUUGACCCAGCACUUGCAUAAUACGAAGCAGUCUGACAGAGAGCUCUUGUUCAGCUCCAGAGCAGAGGAGAUUGCAGUUCUCCGAAGGUUUUCUGACGCUGUAGUACGUAACCUUUUCCCCCAAUCUCUCGUGGGCCAAGAAGUCAACCGCUGUGCCUUAAAUGAGAUUAUUGCCUUACAGGGGCUGGGUCUGUUGGUGAAAUGGCUGUCAGACCCCGACAACCUGAACCAGCUGGUGGUGAGCCAGCUGGACAGCGUGACCCCCAAAUACUCUGUGGAGGAGCUUUGUGGAUCAGACCUGGAUCAAACCUCUCUGGCUUCACAGGAGUGCGAAGGCGAGGCCGAGUGCAGUGAAGAGAGCAUGGAGGGAGCAGGGAUUUCAACCAGCACAGGGAUCAAAACCAAAAGGAAAGCUAACAAGUUAAAAGAAGGAUGGUUUAAAUUUGUGGACAAGGUGAAGAGUAAGAAGGACAAGAAGAAGAAGAUGAAGAAGAUGGAGCAGGAGCUGGUGCUGAGGAUCAUGGCGAUCCAGGGAGAAGUGACCAACGAGGACGAUGUCAGCAGCAGGGAGGGCUCCGUUCACAGCCAGCAGGACUCUGACAGGGAGGACAGUGAUCUGGAGGACUACUUGACAGGCGUGCAAGAGGACAUGAUGGAAUUCAAGCUGUCGUACGAGAUGUGGCGCAUUGGCUGCUGGGCUGUCAGCAUCCCUCGUGCCGACUGGGAGGAUGAGGAGUUAAUCUUCACCGUUCACCUGGAGGAGAAGGGAAGCCCCGAGAACCUCCAGUGGGACAUCAGGAAGACCUACAUGGAUGUUAUAUACUUCCGCAACAGAUGGCAGGACUCAACCAGUCUGCCAACAAUCCUGGUGCUUGAGGAGUCAGAGGUCAACAAUGAGGUCAAAGAAGAAGCCAGAGUAUCAGUGGAGCACUUUCUGCAGGAGUUAGUUUCCGAUAAUCUCAUCGGUCUCACUCAACCGGUUUUCCAGUUCCUCUGCCCUCUUGACAAACUGCUGAAUGAGGAGGAACAUAAUGGGGGCGUGUGGGGCCUUCUGAGCGGCCUGGCUUACUUCCUGACUCCCGGUCAAGAGGAAGAGGAGAGCUCGAGCCCUCAAACAGAAACCCCUAAAGAAAUCAUAAAACCAUCUGUACGUCCAGAAUCGACAGCUCUGCCUUUAGAAAGCCCUGGUGCCUUUACUGAGGAAGGCAGUGAUGUUCACGGUGCUUCAAUCCCAGCUAUUGUUAUCUCCCAACAUGAUUCUACUUCAGAACGGCCUGAAGAAGCAGAAACUCCCUCUGCUGUUAACUCAGACUCUUCAAACGGAAACUGUUCCCAGGACAAAACCGAGGACUCUGAUAACCCCUUAACCUCUCACUUGAAAAUGAUUUUCAAAGGACUGAACCGAUCCAGGUCACAAGAGUCACUGGUCUCGACAAAAAACACCAGUGACGAAGACCCACCUGAUCAAGACUCUUCGCCACACAGGAAACAGAAUGGGGACUUGCAAGAGAGUGCAGAAAGCCCGUCGCCGCCUCAUUUUAGUGUAAGGUCAUAUAAAAAGGACAAAACAUGUUUCAAGAUGUCAGGAGGACCCAGCAAGACAAAAGUAAAGGACCAGGGCACUCCAUCAAGAGGGGAGGACUCCCAGUGUCAGAAGAGCCAGGUCAACUGGGAGCAGCUGGAGGCGACCAAAGCCAUAUUUGAUCUGCUGAAAGAAAUAUCUGGAAACUCCAUCCUCAUAAACAUAUUUGAUGCCAUUUUGAAACCUGUAAUGCCCAUCUUGAAAAAAAAAGUGAACUCUUUCCUGAACAAGAUGAACCCGACAGAGGUGCAGAUGGCCGCUUACAUUGACACCAUGCGGGAAAAACAGUGGCCAGAUUUUCAACCAUCAGCACCUUCUUCUCCUUCUCCUCCUCGCACUGACGAGCAGAAGAACGAGACGAGGGAAAGAGCACACAACCUAAUCAACGCCAGAUAUUCAAACUCUCUUGUCCUGAAGAAGACGGACAUGGAGUCUGUUUUUAAUAUUUUCCAAAACAGUGAAGAAAACAAAACGCUGGUUUAUAUGCUCCUGUCAUUCCUAUUGAGGGAAUUUCUGCCCAAUGAGAAUUCCCUAAAUGUGAGCACCGCUUCCUUACAGAAAGUGACCAACUCCACCAAAUGAUCUGUGAAUCCUUUAAUCCUUUUAAUGGUACUUUCUCAAUUUUUUUUAAAAUUUAGAAUUAUUUAUUAAACAUCUUAAAAUGCCUUGAAAUAAUUGUGAUCAUUUCUGUAUCACUGCCAAAUCUCUGUCAGUUUUACCUCAAACAUCGAACGUACUGUGAACAUUUUUGUGAAUUUCCUUUUAUUUUGUAUAGUUGUUAGUGAUUAACCCUGACUUAAAUGUGUGUGAAAUCAGAAACAUUAUUUUUUGGGAGCCGGCUUUGCAUAUUGUAUUUACAUUUUAGAUUGCACCAUUUACAUCUUGAUGUUAAAAGAAAAAUUACAUUUCCUAAAAUAGUCACUUUGAGCACUUUUGUAUGGUGAGUUUGUUUUCUGAAUUUUUUUGACCCAAAGUUUUAUAAAAUAGAAUAUCCCACGAUUACCAAUCAACUUAAUCUGUUAAAGUGGAAAUUACCACUAUCAAAGGAAACUGUAAAUAACUUGAUUUGUAUUUCAAAUAAAAUAUUUUAAUAAAGAGCUUUUCUUUCGGU
Messenger RNA from Anoplopoma fimbria (sablefish), 3315 nucleotides. RefSeq lists its product as uncharacterized. The record is from RefSeq and is a predicted model, not a curated record. Gene Ontology annotation, molecular function: phosphatidylinositol binding. Gene Ontology annotation, cellular component: early endosome membrane; intracellular membrane-bounded organelle. Bases 147 to 2786 code for a protein of 879 amino acids. The transcript has 16 exons. NCBI's taxonomy places the organism in Eukaryota, Metazoa, Chordata, Actinopteri, Perciformes, Anoplopomatidae.